Molecule: messenger RNA, 1219 nt
Organism: Sipha flava (yellow sugarcane aphid)
Lineage: Eukaryota; Metazoa; Arthropoda; Insecta; Hemiptera; Aphididae
Exons: 3
Coding region: 379-1161 (260 amino acids)
Source: RefSeq, a predicted model, not a curated record
GACAAUGGUGAAGAUCGAUUUUUUAAAUUAUAAAAGUAAAAUCGAUGUUUCUUACAGUUCUAAGGGAAAAACCUCGUGCAAACGUUUAUCGAUUUAUUGGAAUACAUUUAAAAUUUGUUGUGAAUUCAGUGAUAUUAACGAAGCUGCAAAAAAACAUUUUAACAGUCCGAUGAAAGCACAGCUGUUGUAGCCCGCUGGUAGUCGAUUACUUGUUAGUACAUACUCAAUUCACGUUUUAUUAAUUUGUUCGUUAAUUAGUUGAACAACCUGUAUUCCUAUUGUGUUCCAAACCUCUUUUCUGAUUAAAUCAACGGUGCAGUCCGCAGUUCAGUCAUUUGACCGUUUCCUCAUUGAAUUGAAAUUUAUUGUAUUCUAAAAAUGUUGAAAAAUCCAUUUGUUAAUUGCAAAUCACGUAAACGAAGAAAACCAAGAGUUGUGAUUAAUCAACAACAGCCUAAAGGUUAUUGCCCUAGAACAAUGGUGAGAUACGAUGGCUCGCCUAAUGAGUAUAAAACUGCUUGGGUUUGUAAGAUGUGUUUAAAAUUUUUGUUAAGCGAAGAUGCCUGUAAAGAUCAUUUGAAAGGAUGCAACCCAAAAUCAUUUAACAAGCCCUUACCAACUCCUAAAAGUGUUGAAGAUAUGCGUUACAUAUGUGAAUAUUGUAGUAAAGUAUUCUCACGUAAAGUGACAUUGAAAAAACACAUGGAAGAACAUGAAAAAUCCAGUGGCCCAGAAUCUGAUGACGAAGAUGGUGUUGUGUUUGAUGAAAAUCAGAUUGUGGUUGAUGAAAAUGAGACCCAAAAAGAUGAAAAUCAGAUUGCUGUUGAAGAAAAUGAGAAUACAAAAGAUGAAAACCAGAUUGAGCCAAUGACGAUCAAUGAAAAUGAGAUUGUGUCAAUUAUAGUUGAUGAAAAUAAAAUGAUGAUCAAAGAAAUUAAUAAUGAAAAUAAGAUUGUUGUUGAUGAAAAUAAGACUGUAGUUGAUGAAAAUAAGACUGUGGUUGAUGAAAAUAAGAUAGUGAUUGAUGAAAACAUGAUUAUGGUUGAUACUAUAUGUUCUAACGAUACAAAUGAGAUUUUGGUUUCUGAAGAAAUUAAAUCAACUGAGGACAUUUAUGUUGAUGAGGAGCAGAAAAAUGUGUUGGAAAAUCUUAUUAUUUAAGAUUACAACCAUAUUAUUUUUUAUUCUAAGAAUUCUAUUGUGUUGAUAUUAAAAAAAA